This is a messenger RNA of Entrophospora candida, 1161 nucleotides long. The record is from the annotation of a GenBank genome assembly. NCBI's taxonomy places the organism in Eukaryota, Fungi, Glomeromycota, Glomeromycetes, Entrophosporales, Entrophosporaceae.
AUGGGUGUUGCUUCGCAGUGUUCUAAAUGUGGCAAGUAUUCUUCUUACAAAACUUUACAAUUACAUGAUAUUUAUGAGUGUUCUAGUCGGCAAAACCGACCGAACCAGCAAGCGGUAAAUCAGCAAAUUCAGCAGGUUAACCAACUAAUAAAUACAAUUCAGCAGUUAGCCCAAAAUGCUUCAACUUUAAUUCAAUCGAUUAAUAAUGAUCAACAACUAACUCCGCAACAAAAACAACAAGUUAUAAACAAUCUUAAUUCAGGGAUUAAUAAUCUAAAAACUGUUGCGGAUGAUUUAGUUAAGAAAAGAAUAAGAAAAAACAAAUAUGGAGUUCUUCAAAUGAUACUCCAACCCCAUCGUAUAAACAAAUUAUUAGAAAGAUUUACCCAGCAAGAACUAGCCGAUAUUUUUGAGAUCAAUGAAAGGACUAUUCGUAGAUUAAAAAAACCAAACUCUACUCCUAAAAAGGCAGGUAGGAAAAGAAAACUUAGUCAAGAAAGCCUACUUGCUUUACGCCUCUAUGCUAUUGCUAUCAAAGAUUUUACACAAAAGAAAGAAAUCAAACACUUUAUCGAAGUAAUAAUUCCUUUCUUACUAAAAUCUGAUGCGAAUAUUUUCUUUUUAGAUGAAUGUGGUUUUCAUCUUAAUGAGGCUCCGAGAAGAGGUUAUUAUUUGAAAAACGAACGAUUAGUUGCAUUAAAUAGCGAGAAAUUUCAUAAGUUCCUAACUGAAUUUAAUCCUCCUAACAACGGCAAGAAAAACUAUCUUAUAAUGGAUAAAUUGCCAGUUCAUAAAGCUAACCAAUCUUGUAUUGAUUUAAAACUUACUCCAAUUAAAGAACUAUUAAAAAGUAAGAAUGUAGAGAUAAUCUUUUUACCCUCUUGCACUCCUGAACUAAAUCCUGCUGAAAAGUGUUUUAAUAUUACUCGCCAACAUAUAGAAAAAAGCCGAGCCAGAGAAAAAGAUAAGUUAGACUUGGCUAUUGAAGAAAAGAAUAAUGGUAAUGGUAUUAUUGAGAUUAGUGAUAUUGCCGAGAUUAAUUCUCAUCCUAAUGGGGAUUUAUUCCUUAUCUAUCACAAAGAUAAAGAAAUAGAUGAGAAACUUUCCUAUUUUAGUCUUUUAUGUUUUGAUCUUGAACCGCCUGAAUGUGCAAAAUCAUAA